This is a messenger RNA of Neodiprion fabricii, 3188 nucleotides long. Its product is annotated as organic cation transporter protein-like. The transcript has 12 exons. Bases 600 to 2420 code for a protein of 606 amino acids. Gene Ontology annotation, biological process: transmembrane transport. NCBI's taxonomy places the organism in Eukaryota, Metazoa, Arthropoda, Insecta, Hymenoptera, Diprionidae. The record is from RefSeq and is a predicted model, not a curated record. Gene Ontology annotation, molecular function: transmembrane transporter activity. Gene Ontology annotation, cellular component: membrane.
GCGCCGCCAGUUUCGAAUCAGACGCCGGUGGCGACAAGCGCGAGCAACGAAGCAGCGCAUGCCUAACCGUAACGUCAAGCCACAAAACUGGCAUCUGAAACCUUCGAAUUUGCAACAAUCGAUCAAUAAUAGAGCUGAGAACACAGACUCGAGCCCUCGUCGAUAUACUGCGUCAAUUGCAACCCUCGAUUGGUUUGCGCCCGGCAAACGAUCCUCGCAGUGUUCCUCCGAGAUUGGCGACAAACCUUCCGAGUGACCGUCGAAAUUUAAAGCGAUUUCUGCGAUCGAGACCGAGUCGGAAAAGAAUUGUAAAGUACCGAUCGUUUAGUGCAAGGAGCGGCGAAGGCUUCGACAAUCGCAAGUGCAUUUCGGAACGGAAUUUCGUUCGAAGCUCUGGUCCCCUGAACUUGACUGCUGGACUCAAGGACAAUUCGACGACGGCGUCCAGGGCGAACCGAAAACUAUUUACGUCCACGCUUGCAAACUACCAACAGACCGGGCAGUUGUUGAUUUGAAUAUCCGAAGGCGCUAAAGCGCCAAGGAACAACGAGCAACAGAUUCCAUCUUGGCGUCACGCAUUUACCAUCCGAGGCAUUGAUAUGAAGGAUACGACGACUAACGGACAAGGCGACUUGUUAUUGGUCGUUGGGUGGAGGAGGGGGAACGGGACUGCACGCAAGGUUCGUGACUUGAGUAACACCAAAGACUCCAUCUAUAAAAGCGGAGCCUCGUGUGGCAGAGCUGUCAGUCGUCGCUCGGCUCCUGCAACCAGCUCUGCCCAACAGCAGAAGACCCACUCUAAGAUGGAGGUCAAUGGUAAGGAGUCCAACGGCAAGCACUUACUGUCAAGCGAGAAGGACGCCGAGGUUGCCAAGGACGCCAACCAUGGGGAAGAAAUUGACGCGGUCCAGAGCGCCAUGGGCAGCUUCGGAAGGUGGCAGCUUCUCGUAUGCCUCGCAAUUUCUCUCGUCAAAUUUCCAGUCGCCUGGCAUCAGUUGGGCAUUGUUUUUAUGGCCCCACAACCAAAAUUCAAAUGCAUUGCUCCGAACGGUACAGUCGACAAAUACAACUGCUACGUCAACGUCUCCGACAUCCAGGAGCCUUGCACUGAAUGGGAAUACGACAGAAGCAUUUUUCCGGAGACUAUAAUAACGCAGUGGGAUUUGGUCUGCGGUCAAUCGUUUUACGCAGACACCUUGCAGUCUCUUCUCAUGUUCGGCGUUCUCCUGGGUAACAUCGUCUUCGGUAGCUUGUCAGACAGGUAUGGCCGGAAAAAACCUCUUGUCGGUUCCGUGGUGCUUCAGCUGGUUGCUGGCAUCGGAUGCGCAGUGGUUCCCUGGUUCCCUGCCCUCCUCUUUUUGAAGCCGCUCAGCGCUUUCGCUACCGGAGGAACAAUGGUCACCAGUUACGUAAUUUGCAUGGAGAUCGUAGGCACAAAAUGGCGGUCCCCGAUCACGGUCCUCUAUCAAAUCCCUUACAGCUUGGGCCACAUGACGUUGGCGGGUCUGGCUUACUGGUUCCGACACUGGGAACACCUUCAAAUAGCCAUGACCGCACCGUCGAUAAUUCUAUUGGGUUAUUGGUGGGUUGUGCCUGAAUCACCCAGGUGGCUUCUUGCCAUGGGCAGGCAGAAGGAAGCGUGCAGGAUUCUAAAAAAAGCUGCCAAACUCAACAAAGUCAAGGACACUGACAUCCCAGACAUGGUCAGAAAACACUGCCUUCAUCAGAACUCGAAAAAUACCGCACCCAACUACAAACCGUCCUUUGUGGACCUCUUGAAGACACCUAACAUGAGGAAGAAGUCAAUCGCGAUAUUCUUCAACUGGAUGAUCUGUGGUAUGGGACUCUUUGGAAUAACUCAGUACCUGGGGCAGGUUGGCGGUGACAUAUUCGUGAACUUUGCUGUGUCCGGAGCCACGCAGAUACCAGGAAACAUCGUUUCCUUGUGGGCGAUGAGCGCCCUGGGCCGAAAGACGACCCUCAUUUCCAGCAAUACUAUGACUGGAAUCGCUAGUCUGAUGCUCAUAGGCGUACCUAAGGAGAUCGCUUGGCUCAGGCUACUUUUAGCCUGCUGCGGUAUCGUUGGGAUGUCAGUUUCGUUCACAACGGUUUACCUAUUUUCCGGUGAGCUUUUCCCUACGGUCGUUAGGAACAUCGGUGUGGGAACGUGCAGCAUGAGCGCGAGAAUAGGAUCGAUGGUUGCUCCGUUCGUCGUCUCUCUGGGUCUGAAAGAAACCAGAGCAUGGAUGCCUCCGACCGUUUUUGGAAUACUGCCACUCCUCGGCGCAUUGUUCUGCUAUUACUUGCCUGAAACUGCUGGAUGUACUUUGCCUGAAACCCUCGAGGAUGGCGAGAACUUUGGGAAAAAAAUUGAAGCUCCGGAAAGGCUAAAGGCGGCGGAAAUCGAAGCUGCUUUGUGAUGGAAGACUGUUAAUUAAUGAUUAAUGAUAAAUGAAUAAACAAAUUUAGGAUGAAGAAGAAGAAAACAAGGAGAAAAGGAAUAAACGAAAAAUCAAAAAAUACGUCUAAGAAAGCGUAACUAGACAUAAUUAGAUAAAAAAUAAGUAAACCAAAAUAGCGUUGUUAUAGGUAUAGAAUGCAAGGAUCAUUCCACCUCACUAUUUAUUGAAACCGCAUGCCUUUGACGAUAUUAAACAAUUUCAUCACUGUCUUAACCUGCGUAUCGUAUGGCAUGAGGUGAGAUCUUAGUUUCUACAAUUGAUGUAUAUUCAAGAUAGCUGCAUAAUCAGUGUAUCUUUCGCGCCCAAAGCUCGAGGAAUCAGAUUCUCUCGAAAAUUUCCGGUGUAGCCCAAGUGUGUGGAAUAAAUGAAUCGCGUUUUCUCCCCGUAAUUUUUUUUACCCGUGAGCUUAUUCUGCCAGACGCUAAUCAUGGACGUUUAUCAAUCGUCGAAUCGCGAGUGCUAGUUUUAAAAAUUUAUGAACUUUUUAGCGAAAUCUUCUCUGUCCAUUCGCAAUCUUCGUAUCGAUCAAUUUACAACCUUCUUAUAACGUGUGAUAUGAUACGAACUAUAAAUUAGUUUAAACAUAUAUGCACGAAUGUAAAAUAGAACAUAUAUUUUUAAUAUUUCAAUGUAUAGUCAUCACGAUGAAUACAUAUGAUUGCUAUUUUCCUACUUAUGCAUAUGUAAUGUUAAUGUUUGUGUAAAUACAUAUGUCGUUUUACAGUA